Messenger RNA from Oryzias melastigma (Indian medaka), 1977 nucleotides. It is a transcript of the gene arrb1, whose product is annotated as arrestin, beta 1. Gene Ontology annotation, biological process: G protein-coupled receptor internalization; signal transduction; visual perception. Lineage: Eukaryota; Metazoa; Chordata; Actinopteri; Beloniformes; Adrianichthyidae. Gene Ontology annotation, molecular function: G protein-coupled receptor binding. The record is from RefSeq and is a predicted model, not a curated record.
GGUCUUCAAGAAAGCCAGUCCCAAUGGAAAGCUCACUGUCUAUCUGGGGAAGAGAGACUUUGUGGACCACGUGGACUUCGUAGACCCUGUCGACGGUGUCAUUCUCAUCGACCCGGAGUACCUGAAAGAGAGGAAAGUUUUUGUGACUCUGACCUGCGCCUUCCGUUAUGGUCGGGAGGAUUUGGACGUCCUGGGACUGACGUUUCGGAAAGACCUGUUUCUAGCAAACAUUCAGGCAUUUCCUCCAGUUCCUGAAGAGAAGAAGACCCUGACUCGCCUUCAAGAACGCCUGAUUAAAAAACUGGGAGAACAUGCGUACCCGUUUGUUUUUGAGAUUCCUCUGAAUCUACCGUGCUCCGUCACCCUACAGCCAGGACCCGAGGACACCGGGAAGGCGUGCGGGGUGGACUUCGAGGUGAAGGCGUUCUGUGCAGAAAAUGCUGAAGAAAAGAUCCACAAGAGGAAUUCGGUGCGUCUGGUGAUCAGGAAGGUCCAGUACGCUCCGGAGAAGCCCGGGCCGCAGCCCACGGCGGAGACCACGCGGCAGUUCUUGAUGUCGGACAAGCCGCUGCACUUGGAGGCGUCUCUGGAUAAGGAGAUUUAUUAUCACGGGGAACCCAUCAGUGUCAAUGUGCAUGUGACCAACAACACCAACAAGACAGUAAAGAAGAUGAAGAUCUCAGUGCGACAGUACGCAGACAUCUGCCUGUUCAACACGGCGCAGUACAAAUGUCCGGUGGCCGUCGAGGAGUCAGAUGACGUCGUUGCUCCCAGCUCCACCUUCUGCAAAGUCUUCACACUCACGCCCUUCCUGGCCAACAACCAGGAGAAGCGUGGCCUUGCUCUGGAUGGAAAGCUGAAGCACGAGGACACAAACCUGGCGUCCAGCACCCUCCUGAGAGACGGCGCCAACAAAGAGAUCCUGGGCAUCAUCGUGUCCUACAAGGUCAAAGUGAAGCUGGUGGUGUCACGCGGCGGGAUCCUGGGAGAUCUGGCUGCCAGCGACGUGUCUGUGGAGCUUCCGUUCACCCUGAUGCACCCCAAGCCUCUGGAGGAGUCCUUCUACAGAGACGCUCCAGAUGAGGCUCCGAUCGACACAAACCUGAUCCAGUUUGACACAAAUGACGAUGACAUCAUCUUUGAAGACUUUGCGCGGCAGCGGCUGAUCGAAGCGAAAGACGAGGAGGACGAGGAGCCGGUGGACUCGCCCAAACUGGAGGACAGAUAAAGACCAGCCGAUCCGGCGCCGCUGCAGUUGCGGCGUGGAGCUAACGGAGUUUAACCCACAGUCUGGACACCCUGCUGGUGGUGCCGUGUUCGUGUGUUGUUCAUGUCCGUCCUCUUUCUGCGUCCUGCAGGCCGUACGAAGCUAGUAUCCUGCAGCCCGGUUCCUGACGGAGGCGCUCUCCUCCAACAUGAGGCUACCGCCGUGGCCGCGGCGGGAAGCAUGCCUCAAGUCUCUUUCUUCAGCCUUUUUCCACUACGGACCAAAACGCAGUCCAGUUUUGUUGAGUUUCGCCUCAGGAGGUCUUUGGCGCUGCCGGAUCCGGAUGAUCUCUACAUGAGUUCUGAAGGACCGGUUGACCCGUGGAGACAUGCAUGAAGUGUACUGUAGUUCCUAUGAUCUGUUCUGUCAUGAAUAUUCAGUGUUUGUAAAACUGUUCUGCACAUAAACCAGAGUCCAGGUCAAACGUUUAACCACAGCAGGCAGUGCUGGACCGGUUCUGUUCUGAUCCGUUUGGUUCCUGAAGUUCAUUUUUAAACCCGUUUGUGUCCCAGUCAAAGUUUUAUGACGUUUCAGUGAUUGAAGAACUUGGAUUUUUUAUUAUUUAACCUCAACUUUUCAUGCUUUGAAGUCAUGUGACCUCCAGACUUACCUGGGGGGUAAAUAGCUCAGAAACAAAGGUGGGUCUGUUACUGUUAACGAGGUUUUCAAUUAGCUGAAAAACAAACAAUAAAGAUGUGAAGCAAAGUGUC